Messenger RNA from Triplophysa dalaica, 6475 nucleotides. Its product is annotated as SLAM family member 6-like. The record is from RefSeq and is a predicted model, not a curated record. Bases 5076 to 5912 code for a protein of 278 amino acids. The transcript is spliced from 5 exons. NCBI's taxonomy places the organism in Eukaryota, Metazoa, Chordata, Actinopteri, Cypriniformes, Nemacheilidae.
CAACGUCAGACGCCUUCCGUAGCUUUGCGCAUUUCCAGGAUAGCCUACAUACUGUUGCCGGCUGCCAGAGAGCUGCAGUGGAUGAUGUGGUGUAUGCAGGAGUCACGAGAAGAUGAUCAAACUCUGAUGACCGUUUUGAUUGUAUUGUGCUUGUGUAUUAGGUAGGAUUAACUUUGCUUUCUUUCUUCUAAUAUACUUUCUUAAAAAUGCUAAGGUGAAUUAACCAAGAAAAUGUUUUUGUUUGAGCCAACAAAGGGUUAAAUAACCCAGUAUUUUGGGUCUCAACAACCUUCCAUGGGUUAAUUUACAACCAGCAAUUCUGGGUUUGUCUCUUUUUGGUCCAAUGCUGGGAUUAAAAUAGCCCAACUUGUUUAUUGUGUGAUUUGUGUUUCACGUACACGAUCUGUCUAAGUGAUCUUUGAUUAUUGUGAUCCUGAAUGUAAAUGUGGCAAAUAAUGUUAAUGUUAGGGUAACAUCCUACUGCAAAGUUUUAAUCUAAAACACAUUAUUAACUAAACUCAUCACUUCAUGUAUCUGUUUCGUGCUUGAGACUAUCAUUACAAACACAUUCAUUUCUCAAUACAGAGAGAAAUCUGUUGAGACUAGAGAGUGAUAUUUAAACCAUGGAUAUGAGAUCUAACAUUUUGCAAUCUUUGGAGGAUGGAUCAUAAUUUUUUUUAUUUUGUAAAAAAUUCAGUAUUUUUUAGAUGCAGUCAUUAGAUCAUUGUGUUUGGUAUUAUGGCACUAAACUUGAUAAAGUGCUUUAAAAAAAAAAUCAUUUGAUAUGAAAGCGAAUUAAGACUAAAUUUAAGUGUACGUUAUUUUAAAACUCUCUGUUCAUAACAAAUGUAUAUUAUAAAUCUUCUCAACUUGAAAAAGCAUAAAACACAUUGUGGGACAAAGUGUUUGGGGUGUUAACUUCACAGUUUGACAGAAAACAUGCAGGACCUUUGAGCAGAGUGAUAAACACAUUCAGUGUGAAAGAAGAAGACUGCAGCAGAGCUGUGAAGGCUAAACUGACCAUGACCACAAACCCACCAAAAUACAUAUGAGAACUUGAUACGUGUCAGUUCUUCAGUUUAUUUUCCACACACGUCUUCUUCUGUUGAUCUUAAUCUCAAAGCUGUUGAUCAUGAGAUUGCCGCCGUGUAUGUCUUCAGAUCUCUAAUAACUAUUGUUUUUUUUACUGUGAAAAGCAGAUUUAUGUCUUUGGUUUAGUGAUCAAUGUCUCUCUGAAACCUCCAGUCAUCUCCACAAACAAGUUUAAUUUCAAUUAUGUAUUCACUUUUAGCGUGUAUCUAUGCAGGGUGUUCUAUGUGGUGUCCUAAUGUGUUUUGGGUUGUUGUGCCAUAUUCAAGUUUCAAUGACAUUCCCAUGAGAUGUAUAAAAUAAAUACUGUAGGCCUACAUUCAUAUAGUUUAAUGUUUUAGUUUCCAAAUGCACUCAGUCAAUGCAAAAACAAAGUCCCUUAUAGCACACAUCCAGUACAUCUGGGAGACGUCUAUUUGAUGUCUGCAAGAUGUGUUUAGUUUUUGGCUCAUUUGCAAUAUGAUUAUAUUUUGGCAUUUCGCAUAAAUGUACAUUAUUUUCGCAACUGACUUAUUAAACCACAUUAAAAACUCGAAACACAGUGAGUUAGUCCCGCAACUGACUUAAAUGCUCUUCUUAACAUAAACUAUUAACAGGCAGUAGAAGCAGAAAAGAAAGAGGAACUACAUCAUUAUUUGUGGUAAAUGAGCUCAUGGAAAACUCAGGCCUUUAGCAUCUCAAAGUGACACAUGAAACUGACAGAUCAUUUCUACUGAUAUGAAUGUGUUGAUCAUGUGUCCAAGAGCAGAGGUGAGAAACAGCAGACUAUCUGAAUAUCAACAUUAGAAUUUGUACAAUGAAAGUUAAACUUCCUUUACAUUACAAUAUGAGUGGAAUUGACAGUAUAACCGAGGCCUUCUAUCUUUACACUGCCAUUAAUAUUAGUCUGUAUGAACAGUGAAACAAAUGUCAACCUUACCACAAAAAAGUACACGUCUACCAGCGGUUUUUACUAACAGCACAGAUUUUAACAUUUGGUGGUUCAAAUACCAUGUGAGAUCUUUCUUCAAAUUUGUAAAGCUUUUGUUUUAUUGUUAGUGCAUGUUUUUUCAAAUUCAGGUAAAUGCCAUCUUCAAGAUUGUCACAUCAAAACUGUUCAUGUGUCCAUUAGGAACAUGUGUCCUAAUGGACACAUGAAAAUGAGUGUAAAGUAACUCUUUUAUGUUCUAUAUAGAGGCAUCCCUUCUCCAUUCAUUGGAUAUUAUUGCUUCAGGAAUGUGUAUUUUAUUUUACAGAAAUCCUACAAAUUUUACCGUCUCACAAAACGCCCGUCCUUUUUUGUUGCAUGUUUGUUUCCUUUUUUUCAUAUACUGACAUUUUUUUAUUUUUGGACUCUUAUCAACAAGGGUACAUUAAAAUAUAAACAGAUGGUUCAAUAUAAUCUAACAAUUUAAUCUAACUAGAUUUUUUUAUUGUCCGUCAUUUUGAUUGACAGACUCCGUCAUAAUUAAAAUCAUAAUUAAAAUCCGUCAUAAUCUAUUAUUACCCGUCACUAUGGUCCAAGGUGGUAAUUAGUAUGUUCGUGACGUCAUCACGCUGUACUGUCAUCUCGGAACUUGUUGUAAUUUAAAUACAACUGAAUGCCCAAUAAAGCCGUUGUUGUUUAUAUUAAUUUAUAUAUUUAGUCUUUUAAUUCUUAUGUGAUUAGAUCAUGAAAAACCCAACACAUGAUGCCAAUUUAUAUAGGCAUAUUACAGUUUUUGAAACCAUAUUCAAGCCCUUUCCAGAUCAGUUUUUAUUUUGCUCAUAUCUUGUAUGUAACAAAAGUUAUGAGUGAUGUCGGCUGAAGCGCUUCGAUGUUAAGGAACGGGAUUUGGAGAAAAACGUGUUUAAAGUGGUGAAAAUAAAUGGACAGCAGUUAUAACAAGUAAAAGUCUCUUAACAGUGGUAAGAGACUUACUCUAAUAACAAUUUAAUAAAAAAAACAUUUCCUGGUGUUGAAGUCUAUAAAAAUACUGUACAAAACCGUUUGAAUAAAACGAAAGUAAGGAAAAUGGUGCAGCGCACAUUUAAAGAACGAGAGCUCUGCCAUUAUCACUACACAAGGUAAGUGACAAACAUUACGGACAUCAACUAAUAAGCAGUGAAGCAAGUUUUAAGUUGUUUAUCAUGCGCAUAGUGUCUGGACUUUCGAUCAUCACUUGUAUGUUUUGCGAUCGAGGUCCGGCUCGCAUGAGUAGCGGUGCGUUGAUGACUCCGGUGCUGCAGACUGGGAGCUCUGUCAUCUCACGAAAACAUGGUAUAAAAACUUUGCAUGCCAUAGUUUACACAAGACUGUCGGGAAAUGUGCAUUAAUACUUCUUCAUUCUUCAUGUUAUGUGGUUUACUUUGAUAGCAGAUAGUGAAUGGUCUUUCACGCGUCCCAACGCGACAUCCUACGGGUUUUCUCAGAUCGCAUCACAUAUGUCUAGUCAGUAACAAUGACAGGUGAAAACACGCAUGUCGCAUCGUGAACAUAUCACGCUCUAAUGAAGGGAAACGGGGAUUUACGCUUUCCCCUCAUUGUGGUCCGCCAAAAUGACGGACUGCCUUCAGAUAUUUCCGUCAAUGGUAAAAAAAUCCGUCAACGAUAAAGAAUUUUGGGUAAACGCGACUUCUAGGUCAAACACGUACAGGAACAUCUGGACCACGGCCAAUCAGAGGGGGGUCCGCCCUUCACUAUCUCUGAUUGGUUUAGACCACGGUAUGGGCCUAAUGUGUGUAUGUUGUUGAAUCACAGGGAGAUUGCAAUUGCGACCAAAUUUGUUGCACUAUAGAACCCUGCAAUGCAAACGUCAGAUUGUCCUACCAGUUUAAAGUAAACACACAUAAUUAGUUUACAGCGUAAAUAGCCUAUAAGAUUAUCCAACUAGUAUGAAAUAAACAAGUCAAAUAUACCCUGCCAGGUUUCUCGCGAGCAGUGACGACACCAUCGGUAGUCUGUUUAGUAAUUAAAAAUGCGGCAGGAAAUCGGUGAGAAGCUGUAUUUUUAUAUCUCUUAUUAUGUCCGCUGAACCUGCUAUUCAACCAAAGUUUUUUCAUUUAGUCUCAACUGCAUUAUUCGAGAGCGGUCUUUUAUAUGCUAUAUUACUGUUACUUCCGUGUGGGACCUUUACUAAAGCGCUGUCACACAUGCGCACAUAACUGAGAGAUUACCAGUAAAGGAGUUUACAUGCAGAAAGUGUGAGUAAGUGGGAAAAAACUACAUCUGCCGAGAGGAGUGUGUUUACACAAUUUACGAGGUUUCCCUGAUAAAGGAAACGCGUUUACAAGACCUUACUUGAUAUCAUAUUAUUAGGUAUAAUCGGAGUAAAACUGUGCAUGUAAACGCACUCGAUGAUGUGCGCAUGACUGAUAGGUCAAUCUGACGGGUUGGAUACAAUUUCCCGACACCCGUUCCUGAUGUUCUUUAUGGCAGUCGGGAAAAUAAAACGCUGCUCUCGGAUGAAUAAAUAUUAGCUUUAGUUAGAAUCAGCAUUUGCAGUUGCAUAUUGUUUCAAAAAUACAAUUUUACAUUUGACUUCAUGCUCCUGCAUUGGAUUUUUUUAUCUUUUGUUAUUAUUUUAUUACUAUGUCUUGACUCAUUGCGUAAGGACUAAUAAUGCUUCAUGUGGCCUAUUGAUAUUUUUUUGAUGUAAUAUUUGAUGAUUUAAUUCAAAUUACUUUAUCUGAAUCUAUUGAUGUUAUUUUGCGAGAAAUCCCUAAUAGGUUGCAUGUGAUGUGGAGAUCCUUAUUUAGAUAUGAUACAAAAUAUAUAAUAUAAAAUACAUUUUCAAAAGGUAUUUGCACUAACAAGACAUUUAUUUUUUAGUAUAUUUUUCUUCAUUACUCAAAGCUAACCGUUGAGGUUUUUUUGUCAGAUCUGAAUAAAAGUGUAGAUCUGUUGUUCACUCGUCAGUAAAGGGGCGUGAUCACGCUUUAGACUCUCAGCAUCUCCUAUAUUAUAACUCCUCCGUUCUUUCUGUUCGAUUUAUUAUUUUAAUCUGUUCUGAGAACUGUUGAAAAACAUGUCUGCUGUUAUUCUUUUCUGUUUCUUCUUGUGGAGUCUAUCUGGUGUGUUUAGUGAGUUUGUGUCAGUGACUGAAGGAGAUUCUGUGACUCUGUCUGUAAAUCUCACUGAAAAACAGAUGGAGAACGAAAUCUCCUGGAAGUUUGGACCUAAAGACAUUACAAUAGCUGAAACAGAAAAAAAGGGCAAGUUCCCCCGUUUAUAUGAAGAUAGAGCUGAUGGAAGAUUCAGAGACAGACUGAAGCUGGAUCAAACUGGAUCUCUCACCAUCAACAACAUCAGAACGGAUCACUCUGGACUUUAUAAAAUCAUCACCACAAAGUCAGAGACACAACUCAAUAUAUUCAACAUUACUGUCUAUGCUCGUCUGUCUGUUCCUGUCAUCACCAGAGACUCUUCAUCAUCAAGCUCAAAUUGUUCUGUGUUGUGUUCAGUGAAGAAUGUGUCACAUGUGAGUCUCUCCUGGUACAAAGGAAAGAGUUUAUUGUCCAGCAUCAGUGUGUCUGAACACAGUAACAUCAACAUCUCUCUUCAUCUGGAGUGUCUGGAUGAUUCUUACACAUGUGUGAUCAACAAUCACAUCUCAAACCAGACUCAACAUCUCAACACUGAUGUCUGUCACAAGUGUUCAGAUGUCUCUGAAGAAGACCACAUCUGCAAGUGUACUUUUACUGAAGCUGCGAUCCGAUUGGUCGUCUCUGCUCUGGUGGGUGUGGCUGCUGUUGCUGUUGUGGUUUAUGAUGUAAGAUCCAGAAGAGAUGAACAGAAGAAGAGAUCAGAUCAGAAAAUAAGACCAGACAUUGAGUUAAACACACUUGAUUCAGCUGGUUCUUAGGGUCGGCCAUCAUUUGAAUUUGAUAAAUUCUUGAUUGGCAGUUUAAAUUUAGUUUAAGUGUUAAAAAAUGAAGCAUGACAUCAAACAUUAUUAUAUCAAGACGUAUAGUCACAUAUGAUCUUCUUUGCAAGCCUGUGAGGAGUGUUUUGAAGAGAAACGUUCCGUUUUAUUAAUUCUGUCAGAUAACUGGGUUAAGAGAAAAAAUACUACUUCACAGUUUAAGUGUUAUAUACCGGCCUGAGUUCCUGAGAUCUGAUGUUUAAUGUUGCUGUGAUGCAUUCUUGUUUUUCUGUUUGUCCUUGUUUUACAUUUUGACUUGAAAUUGAAUUUGUCCUAAUUUUUCAUCAUCUUGUCAUUUUGAACCUGUAUGAGUUUUUUCUUCUUCAGAACACAAAAGAAGAUAUUUUGAAGAAUGUUAAUAAGUAUAUAAAAACAUUAUACUUUUUUACCCAUCGACCUCUAUUGUAUGGACACAAAACCAAUGCAAGUCAAGGAGUUCUUCAGAAUAUCUUCUUUCAAUAAGUUGACAUCCAUUUAAUAACUUUAAUAAAGAUAAUCAUGUA